UCAACAAAACUCACACCCGUACCUUUUGUGUCGUCGUUAGGUGAAUGCAAAAAGGCAGCCAAGAUUCUCAACUCUUUUAUUGAUCCAGGAACUGGUUUGGUCGACAAGGUGAUUCCAGCAUCCAUUCUAGAGAAAGCCCAAGGUCUAGCGAUUUUCACUGUGCUCAAAGCCGGUUUUCUUUUCUCUGGCAGAGCAGGCAGUGGCCUUGUCGUGGCUAGCUUGGUCUGCACCAUCGGCCAUCGGAACUGCCGGUGCUGGUGCUGGUGGCCAAAUAGUCAAUUCGGUAACAUUACUCUUGGCGGUAACGUUUCGCUCGCCGCUGGCCCAAUUGGUCGCAACGCCGAAGCUUCUGGUUCAGCAUCCCUUAAACACAUUGCAGCUGUAUAUUCAUACAGCAAGACACGAGGUCUUUUCGCAGGUGUUUCGCUGGAAGGAUCUGUUAUAUUGACUCGCAAUGACGCAAAUGAAAAGUUUUACGGAAGACGUGUUACAGCCAAGGAAUUAUUGAACGGAAGCGUUGCACCGCCCACUGACGCCGAUCCACUGUAUCGUGCUCUUGGUGCAAAAUUCAACUCGCUUGGCAAUAUUCAUGCAUCUGUGUACAACCGUAACCGAGGGAAUGGUGAAGAAGGUGACGAAAACGGCGGUGGGUCCAACAGUGGUCCUGUGUAUCGAUCCACGACCAUUUCAAAACCGGGUACGCUCCGUGCCCCUCCGAUCAACCGACAAGUCAACUCACCACCUGCCCCACGGACUUAUGGCCCUUCUUCGACUCAAAAGCCAUACUCACCGCCGCAAGGUCCACCAAGCUAUAGCAGCCCUCCUCCGCCUCAACAACAACACUAUUCAUCACCACCACCGCCGCCAGCUGCUCCACGGCGACCUCCACCGGCUCCCAAAGUCUCGGAACCUGUGGCUAGGGCGUUAUAUGCAUACAAGGGAGAUCAGCCUGGUGAUUUAAGUUUUGAAGAGGGUCAAAUCAUCACCAUUGUUGAGAAAACAGAUAGUCAGGAUGAUUGGUGGACUGGAAGAAUAGGCAAGGAACAGGGAUUGUUUCCGGCUAAUUAUGUGCAAUUAGAAUAA
Messenger RNA from Zychaea mexicana, 1083 nucleotides. RefSeq lists its product as uncharacterized. Gene Ontology annotation, molecular function: protein binding; phosphatidylinositol binding. NCBI's taxonomy places the organism in Eukaryota, Fungi, Mucoromycota, Mucoromycetes, Mucorales, Lichtheimiaceae. The transcript is spliced from 6 exons. The record is from RefSeq and is a predicted model, not a curated record. The annotation marks the transcript as partial.